AUGUUAUCAGAAAACGAAUAUCGAAAAACAAAACAACAACUCGAAAACAUUCCACGUGAUUUACCAACUAAACAACAAAAUAAUCUUAAAAAACUCCUUAAAAAAAAAUUACAUGAACAUGAGCUUGCUUCCAAAUAUCCACCAUUUCAACCUUUACCAUAUGCACAAUUUUUUAUUAAUUAUGCAACUCAUGAAUUAACAUUGCUUCAUUUAAUUGAAUCGGUACAAUGUUCAAAAAAGAUUAUUUUAGAUACAGAAUCUAUUACUAUUCCUCAUCAACCAAAUGAACCAGCACUUAUCCAACUCCAAUUAAUAUUACCAACUUCAUAUUCGUACGUAAUUUUUGUGGAAGUUUGCCAUUUACCACGUGAACAUGAUACAACAUUUGAUUUAAUUAAAUUAUUUUUUCAUACCUUAUUUCAAUUUGAUAAAAUCAUUUACAUUUGGGGAGAAAUUAAAGAAUUAACUAAGUUUAUAAAAUUUGGAUUAUUUUCGAAUGAGCAAAUACGUUUAUCAAACAAUAUUAAUUGUCAGGAUGAAUUUAAAAAAUAUUGGCAACGAAAUUAUCCACAUAAAAUUUCAUCUUAUGGAUCAACUGAAGAUUCACAAUGUAACUGUGAAUCAUGUUUGGGUAUAAACCCACAAGAUCCUUGGUCUUUACAGAACGCUGUGGCUCACAAAUUACAUUUAUAUUUAGAUAAAAGAUUUACUAUAUCACAAUUUGAUAUUGGACUUGAUUCACAAUUGAAACAUUUAAAUGAUUCAGAAAUUAAACAUCGAGAACGAAUGAUUCAUUAUGCGGCAAACGAUUGCCUUUCAAUAUAUCAACUUAUUUUAGAAUUAAAUUUUUUUCAUCAUGAACAAUCAGUAACAUCUUUAUCAAGUCAUAAAUCAAAUAAAAAUAUUUCAAAUUAUUCAUUUCAAUUACUUCCAAUUUCAUCUAAUGAUGAUUUAAUUGUACCUAAUGAAUAUGAUAUACCAUCAACAAGUCGAACCGUUUAUCUUAUUGAAACACCUACAGUAAUAUUAGAUAAUCAUUCAUCAACUCCAUCACAAUUUCCAACUACGACGAAUACAUCAACUAAACCAAAAUAUAAAAAAGAACUAUCAGCUGAAGAACGUAAAAAACUUCAUAACAAAACAUGCACGUUAAAACAAAGAAAAAGAUAUUUUCGUUUUCAAAUUACUAGAGAAGAUAUUGAUAAACGUUUUACUACUAAACAAAUAAAAAAAAUUUUAAAACAACAUAAUAUACCAGUUACAGCUGUUUCAUUUUCAUCACGUACAAAUAAAAAGGCAUUAAUUAUUGGAUUGAAAGAAAUAACCAAAUUAUCAAUAUAUGAAAAUAUAGUUGCCGAUUUAUUUACAAAACAACAUUAUGAACAAUUUCGAAAUGAUAAAUAUAAAUCUAGAUCAUCAUCUCAUCAUCAUCGAAGUCAUUUGAAUCACUAUCACUUCUAA
This is a messenger RNA of Rotaria sordida, 1461 nucleotides long. The record is from the annotation of a GenBank genome assembly. Lineage: Eukaryota; Metazoa; Rotifera; Eurotatoria; Philodinida; Philodinidae.